CUCUGGACUACAACACAACUGAAUCUGUCCCACAGCAGAAAUAAUCAGAAGAAAGAGGCAAACCAUGAUGUAAAUUAUUAAUAGGCUGCUAUUAUGAUCCUGAUCAUUAUUAUUAUUAUAAUAUUAUUCAUAUUAUUAUUAUCAUUAUUUAUUGAGUCAAUCGUGGAAAUUAAAAAUAAAUAAAUUCAGUUGUGACGAUAUUUUUUAUUGCAAGGUUAAAAAGAAAAGAAGAAAUCAAGGAAGUAUAGAAGGGUUUGUUCCUAUAAACAGAAAACAAUUAAAUCAGCAAACUUGUGAUUGUAAGUCAGUGUGGCUGUUAGAUUGUGGUUACAAAGACAUUUUGUAAAUUCACAAAGCCUGCAGGUCUGUGUUUCCUGUUGAGGUGAAAGAUCAAACGGCAAUAAAUAAGAUAAAAGACAAUAAGAUGUUCAGAGCCAAGCCUGGUUUACAAGACCAGUGCUCUAACCACUGAGCUAUGGAGCCUGCGCUGUGCCACGACAUCGCGAGAAAAAUCCUUUGAAGGAAACUUAUAAAAGCGCACACUGCGGAAAUGUUUGCAAAGCAGUUUGGUCAGUCUGCGUUGAGCAACCACAUCUUUGCGGACUGCCUGCAGCAAAAGUGUUGCAGUUUUGGUGAAGCGAUCGGCCGACAUGGCGCUUUUGAACCUGCUCCUGGUUGUGCUCGCCCUGCUUUUCGUGGCAUUCCUGGGUUAUUGCCUGUACAUCAAACGCUCCCACAUGAAGUAUGACCACAUCCCCGGACCGCCGAGGGACAGCUUCUUCUCGGGACACACUCAGACAUUUAUGAGGAUCAUGAAAAAGAACGGAAAUAUUCACGACAAGUUUCUGGAAUGGGCUGAGACAUAUGGACCUGUUUACAGAAUAAAUUUAGUCCAUAUCGUUUUCGUGUGUGUCUACUGUCCAGAGACAACCAAGGAAGUCUUGAUGUCCCCAAAGUAUCUGAAAGACAAUUUCCUCCACAGCAGAGCCUUCAAGCUGUUUGGUGAAAGGUUCUUAGGAAACGGCCUGGUAACAGCCGUUGAUCAUAAUCUGUGGUAUAAACAGCGGCGGAUCAUGGAUCCUGCAUUCAGCAGCGUGUAUUUGAGAGGACUGAUGGGCACCUUCAAUGAGCAGGCAGAGAAACUGAUGAAUAAACUUUCGGAGAUGGCUGAUAGUAAAACUACCGCCACAAUGCACAGCCUCAUCAACUGUGUCACCCUCGACAUUAUCUCAAAGGUUGCUUUCGGUGUGGAUUUAAACCUCCUGAAUAAUAGUUCACCGUUUCCAAAAGCCAUCGAGACGUGUUUGAAAGGGAUGAUGUUCAACUUCAGGGAUAAUUUCUUUCAGUACAAUCCAGUGAACUGGCCAUUUGUUAGCGAGGUGAGAAAAGCGUGCCGGCUGCUGCGCACAACCGGAGCUCAGUGGAUCAAUGAAAGGAGGCUGGCCAUGCGAAACGGCGAAGAUCCCCCCAAGGACAUCCUCACGCAGAUCAUCAAAUGCUUUGACAAAGAAAACACUACUCAAGAGGAUGAGGAGAUUAUGUUGGACAACUUCGUUUCAUUUUUUAUUGCAGGACAAGAAACGACAGCCAGUCAGCUGGCCUUUUGCAUCAUGGAGCUUGGACGUAAUCCUGACGUCCUGGAGAAAGUGAAGGCUGAGGUAGAUGAAGUCAUUGGGAUGAAGCAGGACCUGAGUUAUGAAGACCUGGGGAAGCUGACCUAUCUCACACAGGUGCUGAAAGAGACUCUCAGAUUGUACGCGACGGCUCCAAGAACGUCCCGUGAAGUUUUGGAAGACAAAGUCAUCAAUGGAAUUAAAGUCCCUGGAGGCCUCACGUAUAUUUUCAGCAGCUAUGUGGCUUCAAGGAUGGACAAAUUUUUCAAGGACCCACUGAAGUUUGAUCCCGACAGAUUUCACCCAGACGCUCCCAAGCCGUACUACUGCUACUACCCGUUCUCCCUCGGACCACGCUCAUGCCUGGGAAUGAACUUCGCUCAGAUGGAGGCCAAGGUAGUGAUGGCCAAACUCCUCCAAAGGUUCGACUUCGACCUGGUCCCGGGACAGACCUUCGACAUCUUGAACGCCGGCACGCUCAGGCCGAAGAGCGGAGUGGUGUGCACCGUCACACACAGGAAGUACAAGAAAUAACACUUCAUGCAGUUCUGUGCCUUUAAACAAAUUUACUUAACAUUCCGUAAAAUUGAGUUGUAGGGUUGCAAAGAGUAUCUCACUUUUCAAAAGCUGAUUUUCUGCCUCUGCUAGUUCCUAAAAUCUCAUAUAAGUCAAAUAACAUGUUUUCAUAAUAUGGGUUUCAAAUCAAGAUUUCAUUAAAAUAAAAUCCAUCAAUAAUAUCUAUCAUGUAUAAAUUGCACAUGUUUUCUUACUCUGAAUUUAAUGUUUUGACUCUUUAUUGAAAACCACUGAUGAACUUUGUGCCUGUAAUCCUGAUG
Salarias fasciatus (jewelled blenny) is the source of this 2449-nucleotide messenger RNA. RefSeq names its product cholesterol 24-hydroxylase-like. The record is from RefSeq and is a predicted model, not a curated record. Gene Ontology annotation, molecular function: heme binding; iron ion binding; cholesterol 24-hydroxylase activity. NCBI's taxonomy places the organism in Eukaryota, Metazoa, Chordata, Actinopteri, Blenniiformes, Blenniidae. Gene Ontology annotation, biological process: cholesterol catabolic process. The transcript has 15 exons. The coding region runs from base 651 to 2147 and encodes 498 amino acids.